UAAUCCAGGGGAAAAAAAGAAGAGAAAAAACGAAGUGAUAUACAUGGCUAGGGUUUCCUGCAAGCAUAUUCUUCUUGUUGCUUUCUUCAUCUUCAUCUUCAUCUCUAAAACAGCUACGGCGAGAAAUAUGCCGGUGGAUAAGAAACCUCAGAAAGUAUUCCAUGAUGAUCAAGUGCAUACCGCUACAGAAAUUCAUGGAGAAGAUCAUGUUAAGGUUGAUGAAUUAGUAUCUAUGGACUACACUCCAGCAACAAGGAAGCCUCCGAUCCACAAUUAAUCACCAAAGUUAUGGACUACAGUCCAACAACAAUGACAUGAGUUCGAACAGUUGCCGGAUGUGUGCGUUAUUCAUAUAUUAAAAAAAUAAUCUGAAUAGAUACCAUAUAAUCAUUCCAUAUUAUUAAAAAAAUAUUCAAUUUGUUCAGUUAUUUUGUUCUCACUUUAUAUAUACAUUUCUACAUAGUAGAAAGGAUAAAACGAGAAAUGGUUCGUAAAUGUGAGAAUCAAGCAUUGUCACCAUAGAAUCAGGUAUAUUCACAUAUUCUCUAGGGUUUAUGCUUUUUUUUUUGUAAGUAAAAAAACAUGCGUGGAAAAA
Messenger RNA from Hibiscus syriacus, 595 nucleotides. RefSeq lists its product as uncharacterized. NCBI's taxonomy places the organism in Eukaryota, Viridiplantae, Streptophyta, Magnoliopsida, Malvales, Malvaceae. The record is from RefSeq and is a predicted model, not a curated record. The transcript is spliced from 2 exons. The coding region runs from base 44 to 277 and encodes 77 amino acids.